CAGUUUUGCACAUAUUAAAUCAUCAAAAUGCAUAACUGUCCCACUUUACCUGAUGUCCCACAUUACCUGAACUUACCCUACUUCCACACAUGGUAUCAACUGAUGGUGCCCGUGCUUCACUUUCAGUCACUUUCUUUUCCAAUAGAACAGAGAACAUGAGCGGAUUCCCAAAAAAGAAGCGGAUGGAUAAGAAAAAGAAAGAACGGACACCGGUGGUAAAAAGCGGGCCACAGGUACUGGCUGAACAAAGACGCUUCCGGGAGAUGCAGAAAAGACAAAAGAAUGCAGAAACGAUAAGUAUAAUUAAAAGGUGGGUUGACCUAAAAAAGAUAUUACAGAAGCCGCCUGAAAAGAAGCUGGAAGAGAUAAGGGAGGCAGAGAAAAGGCUGGCAGAAGACAGGCUGGACAUGCAGAGGCAGGAGAGGUGGAGAGAGUGGAUGCAGAAGGAGCGGGAGCUGUGGAAAUCAGAGCAGAGACGGAAAGAGCAGGAGCUCAACUCCUCCAAGAAGAAACUUGAAGGUCUGCAGGAGACCAAGACACCUCACACACAGGUGGUUAAGUCUCUUACCAUCAUGGAGGAGUUGAAGAUGAUGGACGAACUGCUUGAGGAGACAGCGGAUAUCAAAGUUCCAUCAAUGUCUCCCAUCCAUCAGCCAGCCUCCCCAACCCCCACACCCCUCCCACUGGGUAAAGAUGGAGUAUUCUUGGGCCUCGCCACCACUAAACCCCUGGAAGCUCAGGCCAGGCACCCCCACGGGGUCAAGGAUCCCACCUGCACACCUCUUCCCAAGGACACUCCAAUCUACACCCACCCCUUGGCCAACCAGGAGGAAGGAUUAGAGAGUGAACUGGCGAGGAUGCAAGUUCUGGAGGCAUCUGUUGAGGAGAGUUCCAGCAGUGACAUAUUGAAAAUUGAGAAUGAGAUAAAGGCUGAGAAGGGGAAAGCAGCAAAGAAAGAGAGGGAGUUCCUAGAAAAGCAGAAGAAAGCAGAAAAGCUGGUACAGGAGAAGAUGGAGAAGAAGCAGAGGAAGCAGCUGGAGCAGGCAGAAAAAAGAAACAUGGAGAUUCAAAGAAAGCUGGAGAAUGAGAGAUGCAAAAUGAAAGAUCUAGAAAGGAAAGAGAUGCAAAGGUUAGCAGAAGAGCAGAGGAAGGACAUUGAGAAGACAGAAAAGGAAGAGAAAAAGGCGGAAAAAGAAAAACUGGAAAUGAGGUCUUUGCCAAAAUGUGGCUUCUUCGAGAAGAUAAAGAGGGCCUUUCAUUUCCACUGAUAAGAGAGACUUUCCAUCUACGGUAACACCAACCGUGACAAACAUCAGGGAUGCACUCUUUUCUGUCAUCACCAUGUAAGCAAGGGUUUUUGUGUUGCUGACCCUUCCAAACAAGAAAGUUAAACGUCUACACCUUUGCUCAGUCAUUUGGAUCACAGGCACACUUAUCAACUUUCAACAAGCAACUUUCAAAACAACAAGAUCCUUGAUGAACCUUUGGAGGUUUCCUCAAUUUGAAACUGUGGAAAACCUUGAAGAACCUUUAUAGAAGUUGUGUAGUAGUAGUAGUAGUAAUAGUAGUAGUAUUAGUAGUAGUAGUAGUAGCAUUAGUAGUAUUA
Hypomesus transpacificus is the source of this 1606-nucleotide messenger RNA. RefSeq names its product axoneme-associated protein mst101(2)-like. The transcript has 3 exons. Lineage: Eukaryota; Metazoa; Chordata; Actinopteri; Osmeriformes; Osmeridae. The record is from RefSeq and is a predicted model, not a curated record. Bases 90 to 1268 code for a protein of 392 amino acids.